GGCGCGGGAGGGAAAGCAGGUGAGAGAGGGGUUUUCGCUUAUCUGACAUUACGCAAGCGGCGACGGGCCCGUCGCGAACACCUGAGAGGGCAGGCUACACAUAGUUUCGGAUUCCACGGGCGUGCGGCUGCGACAUCGUGGCAACUGAAUUCAUCGGAACCACGGGUUCGCGGAUGUCGGAUGGCGAAGCCAGUCAAUGUCGCAGCACCAAGGAGAGACGACAUUUGUUUCUUCACGGAGGGCAGGCACGCCGACGUUGAGUUCCUGGUGGAGCAUGGCUCCGACCCACCCAAGAGCUUCAAGGCCCACAAGAUGGUUCUUGCCAUGCGCAACGAGGUCUUCGAAACCAUGUUCUACGGAAGUCUGCCCGAGAAGAACCAAGUUCGCGUCACCGACUUGCAUCCGGAUGGAUUUUCUGCUUUCCUCAAGUACCUCUACAGCAAGGAAGCCACAUUUGUCAACGUCAAGCAAGCAUUGCACACACGAGCAGCCGCCCAGAAGUACAUGGAGUCGGAGCUCGUGGAAGCCUGCCACAAGUUCAUCAGAAAUUCGAUGCAGUCAACCGACGUUUGCGACGUCUUAGAAUAUGUCGUAAAGAACGGCAACCUCGCAAACUUCGACGACCUUAUCAACAAGUUUCUGAAUAUGAGCGGUUUUCAAGUCCUGGAGUCGAAGGCGUUCAUCGCCGCGUCAAAGGAAACUGUCCUCAGGAUACUUAAGGACCCGCAGCUGAACGUCAAGGAAUACAAUGUUAUCAAGAGUGUCUACGCAUGGGCGAUUGCACGUUGUGGAACAGAAACUGGCAUAGCUUCCCCCACAGCGAUUCAAUCAACCAUGAGGCCGUUCCUGCCAGAGCUUAGGUUCCUGACGUUGUCUCCUCUGGAGUUCGUCGAAGGUCCAAUUACGUGGAACAUCCUGACGGAGUCAGAGGCGCUGGCUGUCCUCAGUAACAUCGUAAAACACGGCUCGAAGGAGUGGCCAGUGGGGUUUUCCACUAACAGGCAAGCCAGGACAGAGGUAACCUUAGGCAGUGGUCAAACAGCGGGGGGGUACUGGAUGCACCCUAGCAAUAUGGCAGUGCCUGUAGCCAGUGCCACAAAGCAGUCGACCACCAAUGUUGCUCGCAGUGUUGGUGUCACCCCGGGUUUUGGGCACUCAAAAGCACCCAGUUCAGUUUAUCCUUUUGGUUAGGUUACGUUACCUUAGGUUAGGUUCACCUGAGCCCUACAAUUUUUUUCCUUCAAUGCGAUCCUCAAACUUCGUUGGGAGAUGGAACUCGUCAUAAACCGACGCCCGCGGGUAAACGAAUCUUUGGUCCUAUUUUGAAAUAUUUCAUUCACCGAUUUUCAGUUUUAGCAAUUUAUUAAUUGUAUUAGUUCCAAUACCUCAAGCAAAAGGCAAAAAUAUAAAUGAAAAAAAAAAACGUUUGUGCGUGUGUUCUCCCGGCAGUGUUGCCAGAUGGAAAACAUCAGUCAGUAGAUUGACCUCCUACAUAUCAGUAGGUCACCCAACAGUCAAUAAAUUCUAAAAAAAAAAAAACUUUUUGCAUUCCUGACCGCCCUUAAGAGAUAAUAAACAUAAUAAAUAAUAUACUAAGACAUGAAAA
Messenger RNA from Ixodes scapularis (black-legged tick), 1606 nucleotides. Its product is annotated as BTB/POZ domain-containing protein 6-like. Bases 181 to 1191 code for a protein of 336 amino acids. The record is from RefSeq and is a predicted model, not a curated record. Gene Ontology annotation, molecular function: protein binding. Lineage: Eukaryota; Metazoa; Arthropoda; Arachnida; Ixodida; Ixodidae. Gene Ontology annotation, biological process: neurogenesis. Gene Ontology annotation, cellular component: cytosol. The transcript has 3 exons.